This is a messenger RNA of Impatiens glandulifera, 947 nucleotides long. RefSeq names its product protein LURP-one-related 15-like. Lineage: Eukaryota; Viridiplantae; Streptophyta; Magnoliopsida; Ericales; Balsaminaceae. The transcript has 3 exons. The coding region runs from base 102 to 746 and encodes 214 amino acids. The record is from RefSeq and is a predicted model, not a curated record.
UAGUAUUAACAGUUGGUGCCCGACUGGACGAAGAUUGAAUACAAAAAGGCAAACUAGUAUCGGAAGUCAAACAUAGAUCGAUCAAUCAAUCUUACAAUCUAAUGGCUGCAAUGGCUCAACCUAUCAGUUACCCGGCGGCGACAAGCGGCCCUGAUCCAAUCGUAGUUGUCGGCUCUGAAUUCUGUACAUCCUACCCAAUUGAUAUCGUUAUCCAAAGGAAGCUCCUCACCCUCAAGGAAUGCAACUUCGUCGUCACUGACGUAAAUGGCAAUAUCUUGUUUCAGAUUAAAGGUAAACUCUUCAGCCUCCAUGACCGUCGCUCCAUCCUUGAUGCCGCCGGAAACCCUAUUCUCACUCUGCACCAGAAGACAAUAACAGCACAUAGGAGAUGGAAUGUUUUCCGUGGAGAUGACACAGAAUCUAAGAAUCUACUUUUUAGUGUAAAGAAGUCUUCACUUAUUCAAUUCAAGACUGAAUUGGAUGUUUUCAUGGCCGGAAACACAGAGGAACAUACUUGUGACUUCAAGAUUAGUGGAAGCUGGUUGGAUAGGUCUUGUGUAAUUUAUGCUGGAAAUACUAAAAACUUGGUUAUUGCCCAGAUGAAGAAGAAGCACAGUGUUCAGAGUGUUGUUCUUGGGCAGGACACAUAUUCGGUGACUGUUUGUCCGAAUGUAGAUUAUGCAUUCAUAGUUGCACUUGUUGCUGUUCUUGAAGAGAUUAAUGCAGACAGAAAUGGAGAUGAUUGAGAUUAAUUCAUGUCCAACUUCCAGAUUUCUUCUUCUUCUUCUUCUUCUUCUUGCCUAACUUGGUUUAUGAUCCAUAUUCUCUGUAAACAAACUUCCAUUAGAAUAUGGGCUUGUUUUAUUUAUUUGGGAUUUUCUUGUUUGAUGAAAAAAUUGAUGAUUUAGGGAAGGUUUAAAUGUUAUAAAGAAUAAAGAAUUGAUUGA